This is a messenger RNA of Mercurialis annua (annual mercury), 355 nucleotides long. RefSeq names its product agamous-like MADS-box protein AGL62. Gene Ontology annotation, molecular function: DNA-binding transcription factor activity, RNA polymerase II-specific; protein dimerization activity; RNA polymerase II cis-regulatory region sequence-specific DNA binding. The record is from RefSeq and is a predicted model, not a curated record. The coding region runs from base 8 to 355 and encodes 115 amino acids. The transcript has a single exon. Lineage: Eukaryota; Viridiplantae; Streptophyta; Magnoliopsida; Malpighiales; Euphorbiaceae. Gene Ontology annotation, biological process: regulation of transcription by RNA polymerase II.
UCUAGCCAUGUCGAGAAGAAGUAAAGGUCGGCAAAAAUUGGAGAUGGUGAGAAUCUCAAAAGAGAGUAAUCGUUUAGUAACGUUUUCUAAACGUAGGUACGGAGUUUUCAAGAAAGCUAGUGAACUUUCCACUCUUUGUGGAGCAGAGAUUGCUAUUGUAGUCUUUUCGCCCGGAAAGAAAGUUUUUUCUUACGGUCACCCUUGCGUCGAUAUUGUUGUUGAUCGUUUUCUCUCGAGAAACUCCCCGCAAUUUUGUGGAACUAUGCAACUUAUUGAAGCUCAUCGCAAUGCUAGAGUUCGCGACCUCAAUCUUCAACUUACUCAGGUUUAUUUAUACACCCUUAAUUGUUCUUAA